This is a messenger RNA of Kogia breviceps (pygmy sperm whale), 7441 nucleotides long. It is a transcript of the gene CDC42BPA, whose product is annotated as CDC42 binding protein kinase alpha. The record is from RefSeq and is a predicted model, not a curated record. Gene Ontology annotation, cellular component: cytoplasm; cytoskeleton; actomyosin. Lineage: Eukaryota; Metazoa; Chordata; Mammalia; Artiodactyla; Physeteridae. Gene Ontology annotation, biological process: actomyosin structure organization; peptidyl-threonine phosphorylation. Gene Ontology annotation, molecular function: ATP binding; protein serine/threonine kinase activity.
GGAGUGGCUGUGAGCCGGGCUGCGGCAGCCUCUGGUCGCCUCACCAGCGGCACCAACCCCUCCUCCUGAGCCUCGGCCGCUCCCCUCUUUGCGGCGGAAAGAUGCCUUUAACCCAGGGGUGUGAAGAAGGGGGAGAACUAGCUGCCGGAGCCGCCCGCGCCGUCGCCGCCGCAGUUGCUGCCGUCCGUGUCCUUUGAAUCCAGAAAAUCACCCCCUCGCCAGGGCGUCGGGAGUGUGGGCGGGCGGCCGCGGUGCUGGUGUGGGGGAGACCGGGCUCUGCGCCCGGCGCGGCCCAGGCCGGCGGCCCAGCGACCACCGACAUGGAGCGGGCUCGGGCGGCCGAGUAGCCGCCGCUCCCGGAGCCGGGGGCGAGUGCCGCCCGCAGCUAGUCAGGCCCCUGGGAGAAGCGGGGAGAAAAAUGAAGAGUUUUCAUCGGAAUCCGUUGGAAAUAGGACUAACUGCAAAGCCUUAAAAAGAACGACCUCGGGAGGAGAAAGGGAAAGCCUCCUCCGAGGAAGGCUUGGCGUGCUCCGAGUCGAGGGGCUGCUUCAGGGACCUCGCCCCCUCCCUUUCCCUCCGGAGAAAUUGCCGCUGAUGCGUUUAUCCAAGUGGUGGUUGGGAGGAUUUGCAGCAGAAUUUUUGGUUUUCCCUCCCCCUUAUAUACAUUCUGGUUUUUUUCCUUCCUUUUCGAUUUUCCUUCUGCUUGGGAAGUGAAUUGCUGAUGCAGAUCGGACUUAAUUCAUUAAUGAUGCAACUGGAUUCGUUUCAGGAUUAUGUUGCACGAGUUGAAUUUUGAAUGAAGGAGAAGAGUUUUUUUUUUUUUUUAAGAAGUGUUGACUCUUUGGUUCUCAGUACUUUUUAAUUAUUUUAUUUAAAUAUACGAUUUAAUUGUAUUAUUCUUUUAAAAAUGUUUAAAAUAUAUUUUAUGGUAACUUUUCCUCAAAAUAUAUGUAUAUGUGUGAAAUAGAAGACGCUUCAGUUAAGUGAGGUUACUGGUGUGUUGGAUGUUGAAUUCAGCACCGGCAUUGCAUGACAGUUGUUUGAAUAACAAGUGGUUUAUUUUUAAAACCACACCUUUAAAAAUUUAGGUUCAAAUAAUCAUAGUCAAAAUCGGUUCAGUAAUUGAAAGAAAAACCAGCAGAAGUUGAAGCAAACAUGUCUGGAGAAGUGCGUUUGAGGCAGUUGGAGCAGUUUAUUUUGGAUGGGCCCGCUCAGACCAAUGGGCAGUGCUUCAGUGUGGAAACGUUACUGGAUAUCCUCAUCUGCCUUUAUGAUGAAUGCAAUAAUUCUCCAUUGAGAAGAGAGAAGAACAUUCUUGAAUACCUAGAAUGGGCUAAACCGUUUACUUCUAAAGUGAAACAGAUGCGAUUACAUAGAGAAGACUUUGAAAUAUUAAAGGUGAUUGGUCGAGGGGCUUUUGGAGAGGUUGCUGUGGUGAAACUAAAAAAUGCAGAUAAAGUAUUUGCCAUGAAAAUAUUGAAUAAAUGGGAAAUGCUGAAAAGAGCUGAGACAGCAUGUUUUCGUGAAGAAAGGGAUGUGUUAGUGAAUGGAGACAAUAAAUGGAUUACAACUUUGCAUUAUGCUUUCCAAGAUGACAAUAACUUAUACCUGGUUAUGGAUUAUUAUGUUGGUGGGGAUUUGCUUACUCUACUAAGCAAAUUUGAAGAUAGAUUGCCUGAAGAUAUGGCUCGAUUUUACUUGGCUGAGAUGGUGAUAGCAAUUGAUUCAGUUCAUCAACUGCAUUAUGUACACAGGGACAUCAAACCUGACAAUAUAUUGAUGGAUAUGAAUGGACAUAUUCGGUUAGCAGAUUUUGGUUCAUGUCUGAAGCUGAUGGAAGAUGGAACGGUACAGUCCUCAGUGGCUGUUGGAACUCCAGAUUAUAUCUCUCCUGAAAUCCUUCAAGCCAUGGAAGAUGGAAAAGGCAGAUAUGGACCUGAGUGUGACUGGUGGUCUUUGGGGGUCUGUAUGUAUGAAAUGCUUUAUGGAGAAACACCAUUUUAUGCAGAAUCUCUGGUGGAAACAUAUGGAAAAAUCAUGAAUCACAAAGAGAGGUUUCAGUUUCCAGCUCAAGUGGCUGAUGUCUCUGAAAAUGCUAAGGAUCUUAUUCAAAGGCUCAUUUGUAGCAGAGAACAUCGACUUGGUCAAAAUGGAAUAGAAGACUUUAAGAAACACCCAUUUUUCAGUGGAAUUGAUUGGGAUAAUAUUCGAAACUGUGAAGCACCUUACAUUCCAGAAGUUAGUAGCCCAACAGAUACAUCAAAUUUUGAUGUGGAUGAUGAUUGUUUAAAGAAUUCUGAAACGAUGCCCCCACCAACACAUACUGCAUUUUCUGGUCACCAUCUGCCAUUUGUUGGUUUUACAUAUACUAGUAGCUGUGUUCUGUCUGAUCGGAGCUGUUUGAGAGUUACAGCUGGUCCCGCUCCACUGGAUCUCGAUGUUAAUGUUCAGAGAACUCUAGACAACAACUUAGCAACGGAAGCUUAUGAAAGAAGAAUUAAACGCCUUGAACAGGAAAAACUUGAACUUAGUAGAAAGCUUCAAGAAUCAACACAGACUGUCCAGGCUCUGCAGUAUUCAACUGCUGAUGGUCCACUAACAGCAAGUAAAGAUUUAGAAAUAAAAAACUUAAAAGAAGAAAUUGAAAAACUAAGGAAACAACUAAGAGAAUCAAGUCACUUGGAACAGCAACUUGAAGAAGCUAAUUCUGUGAGGCGAGAACUAGAUGAUGCUUUUAGACAAAUCAAGGCUUAUGAAAAACAAAUCAAAACAUUACAACAAGAAAGGGAAGAAUUAAAUAAGGAACUAGUCCAGGCUAGUGAGCGAUUAAAAAACCAAUCCAAAGAGCUGAAAGACGCACACUGUCAGAGGAAACUGGCCAUGCAGGAAUUCAUGGAGAUCAAUGAGCGGCUAACAGAAUUGCACACCCAAAAACAGAAACUUGCUCGCCAUGUCCGAGAUAAGGAAGAAGAGGUGGACCUGGUGAUGCAAAAAGUUGAAAGCUUAAGGCAAGAACUGCGCAGAACAGAAAGAGCCAAAAAAGAGCUGGAAGUUCGUACAGAAGCUGUAGCUGCUGAAGCAUCUAAAGACAGGAAAUUGCGCGAACAGAGCGAGCACUAUUCUAAGCAACUGGAAAAUGAAGUAGAGGGACUGAAGCAAAAACAAAUUAGUUACUCACCAGGAGUAUGUAGCAUAGAACAUCAGCAAGAAAUAACCAAACUAAAGGCUGAUUUGGAAAAGAAAAGUAUCUUUUAUGAAGAAGAAUUGUCCAAGAGAGAAGGAAUACAUGCAAAUGAAAUUAAAAAUCUGAAGAAGGAACUACAUGAUUCAGAAGGCCAGCAACUUGCUCUCAACAAAGAAAUUAUGAUUUUGAAAGACAAAUUGGAAAAAAACAGGAGAGAGAGUCAAAGUGAAAGGGAAGAAUUUGAAAAUGAGUUCAAACAACAGUAUGAACGAGAAAAAGUGUUAUUAAUGGAAGAAAAUAAAAAACUGACAAGUGAGCUUGAUAAGCUUACCACUUUGUAUGAGAACUUAAGUACAUGCAACCAGCAGUUAGAAGAAGAGGUAAAAGAUCUAGCAGACAAGAAGGAAUCAGUUGCACAUUGGGAAGCUCAAAUCACAGAAAUAAUUCAGUGGGUCAGUGAUGAAAAGGAUGCACGAGGAUAUCUUCAGGCCUUAGCUUCUAAAAUGACUGAAGAAUUGGAAGCUUUAAGAAACUCCAGCUUGGGUACCCGAGCAACGGAUAUGCCCUGGAAAAUGCGUCGUUUUGCAAAACUGGAUAUGUCAGCUAGACUGGAGUUGCAGUCAGCUCUGGAUGCAGAAAUAAGAGCUAAGCAGGCCAUCCAAGAAGAGCUGAAUAAAGUUAAGGCGUCUAACAUCAUAACAGAAUGUAAACUAAAAGAUUCAGAGAAGAAGAACUUGGAACUGCUAUCAGAAAUUGAACAACUGAUAAAGGACACUGAAGAGCUUAGAUCUGAAAAGGGUAUAGAGCACCAAGACUCACAGCAUUCUUUCUUGGCAUUUUUGAAUACGCCUACCGAUGCUCUGGAUCAAUUUGAAGAUUCCUUUUCUUCUUCCUCAUCUUCACUGAUUGAUUUUUUGGAUGACCGCUCUCCAUCCUGUACUCCAGCUAGCAAAGGCAGACGUACUGAUCCCGUUGAGAACACAUAUGUACGGAAUCCGAACGUCAAGUUUUACAUCCAGUCAAGGUCCACAUCUCCUUCCACAUCUAGUGAAGCUGAGCCAGUUAAGACUGUAGACUAUACUCCACUUCCAGUUCACACACCAACCUUAAGGAAAAAGGGAUGCCCUGGUUCAACUGGCUUUCCAUCUAAGCGCAAGACUCAUCAGUUUUUUGUCAAAUCUUUUACUACUCCUACCAAAUGUCAUCAGUGUACCUCCUUGAUGGUGGGCUUGAUAAGACAAGGCUGUUCCUGUGAAGUGUGUGGAUUUUCAUGUCACAUAACUUGUGUAAACAAAGCUCCAACUGCUUGUCCAGUUCCUCCUGAACAGACAAAAGGUCCCCUGGGUAUAGAUCCACAGAAAGGAAUAGGAACAGCAUAUGAAGGGCAUGUCAGGGUCCCUAAGCCCGCUGGAGUGAAGAAAGGGUGGCAAAGAGCACUGGCCGUGGUUUGUGAUUUCAAACUCUUUCUGUACGACGCUGCCGAGGGAAAGGCCUCUCAGCCCGGUGUUGUAGUCAGUCAGGUGCUGGACAUGAGGGAUGAAGAAUUUUCUGUGAGUUCAGUCUUGGCUUCUGAUGUUAUUCAUGCAAGUCGAAAAGACAUACCCUGUAUAUUUAGAGUCACAGCUUCCCAGCUCUCAGCGUCUAAUAACAAAUGUUCAAUCCUGAUGCUAGCAGAUAGUGAGAAUGAGAAGAGUAAAUGGGUGGGAGUGCUGAGUGAAUUGCACAAGAUUUUGAAGAAAAACAAAUUCAGAGACCGCUCAGUGUAUGUUCCCAAAGAGGCUUACGACAGCACUCUUCCCCUCAUUAAAACGACCCAGGCAGCUGCAAUCAUAGAUCAUGAAAGAAUAGCUUUGGGGAAUGAAGAAGGGUUAUUUGUUGUGCAUGUCACCAAAGAUGAAAUUAUUAGAGUUGGUGACAAUAAGAAGAUUCAUCAGAUUGAACUCAUUCCAAAUGAUCAACUUGUUGCUGUGAUCUCAGGACGAAAUCGUCAUGUACGACUUUUUCCUAUGUCAGCUUUGGAUGGGCGAGAGACUGAUUUUUAUAAAUUGGCAGAAACUAAAGGGUGUCAAACCAUAACUUCUGGAAAAGUACGUCAUGGAGCUCUUACAUGCCUGUGUGUGGCUAUGAAAAGGCAGGUCCUCUGUUAUGAACUAUUUCAGAGCAAGACCCGUCACAGAAAAUUUAAGGAAAUUCAAGUCCCAUAUAAUGUCCAGUGGAUGGCAAUCUUCAGUGAACAACUCUGUGUGGGAUUCCAGUCUGGAUUUCUAAGAUACCCCCUGAAUGGAGAAGGAAGUCCAUACAGUAUGCUCCAUUCAAAUGACCAUACACUCUCAUUUAUUGCACAUCAACCAGUGGAUGCCAUCUGUGCAGUUGAAAUCUCCAGUAAAGAAUAUCUGCUGUGUUUUAACAGCAUUGGGAUAUAUACUGACUGUCAGGGCCGAAGAUCUAGACAACAGGAAUUGAUGUGGCCAGCAAAUCCUUCCUCUUGUUGUUACAAUGCACCGUAUCUCUCAGUGUAUAGUGAAAAUGCAGUUGAUAUCUUUGAUGUGAACUCCAUGGAAUGGAUUCAGACUCUCCCACUCAAAAAGGUUCGACCCUUAAACAGUGAAGGAUCAUUAAAUAUUUUAGGGUUGGAGACGAUUAGAUUAAUAUAUUUCAAAAAUAAGAUGGCAGAAGGGGAUGAACUGGUAGUUCCUGAAACAUCAGAUAAUAGUCGGAAACAAAUGGUUAGAAAUAUUAACAAUAAGAGGCGUUAUUCCUUCAGAGUUCCAGAAGAGGAAAGGAUGCAACAAAGGAGGGAGAUGCUGCGAGAUCCAGAAAUGAGAAAUAAAUUAAUUUCCAACCCAACUAAUUUUAACCACAUAGCACACAUGGGUCCAGGAGAUGGAAUACAGAUUCUAAAAGACCUGCCCAUGCCGGGUUUCCCUUAUCCAUCCCCUCAUCAUCACUCCGGUCUGAUCUCCUCUCCGAUCAACUUUGAGCACAUCUAUCACAUGACUGUUAAUUCUGCUGAAAAAUUUCUCUCUCCUGAUUCCAUAAACCCUGAAUAUUCCCCGUCUCUACGCUCUGUCCCCGGUACACCAAGCUUUAUGACUCUGAGGAACCCUCGGCCUCAGGAAAGUCGGACAGCAUUCAGUGGCUCGGUCAGUAUUCCAUCUAUCACCAAAUCCCGCCCUGAACCUGGUCGCUCCAUGAGUGCCAGCAGUGGCCUGUCAGCAGGGUCAUCCGCACAGAAUGGCAGCGCAUUAAAGAGAGAAUACUCUGGAGGAAGCUACAGUGCAAAGCGGCAGCCCAUGCCCUCCCCAUCAGAGGGCUCGCUGUCCUCGGGAGGCCUGGACCAAGGAAGUGACGCCCCAGCGAGGGACUACGACGCAGAGGACUCUGAUUCUCCGAGGCAUUCCACGGCUUCCAACAGUUCCAACCUGAGCAGCCCUCCCAGCCCCGUGUCGCCCCGGAAGACCAAGAGCCUCUCCCUGGAGAGCACGGACCGCGGGAGCUGGGACCCAUGAGCGGCCUCCGCUCUCAGACCAGACGCGGGAGCAGCGGCCGCUCUGGGCUCCCCUCCGCUCACUCACCCUGUGCUCUCACCGUCAUCUCCCCCCACCCCUGCCUGGAAGCAGUAGCAGGCGGGGACUCAGGAAUUCUGCCUCUAGGACUCGCAUCCACGCCCCGCUCGACCCAACAGCAACAGCCGUAAAGGCAGACUUUCAUUGAGCAGCUCAGAGUAAUACCGAUUUCAUUUCAUACACUUAGCAUUGCUUUCCAGAAUAUUUCACCCCUCUCCUGAAAGGUAGCUUAAGUAGGCAGAUUACACAAAUGUAAGCGAUAAGAAUAAGAUUAGACAGCCAUUGUUUUCACCGUAGAGUCUCGUUGUAGCCCUGAGACAGCACGUGGGGCUUGCCAGUGGGCCCCGGGCACGCCAAGCCCCUUCAGCACCACAGUGAAUGUCGACCUGAUCGUUGCCAGUAAAUCCCUGUUCACUAAAACGAUGCAUAUUUUACUACAAAAUAGAGUUUAACUAAAUACACAAAUGUAGAGGUUAAAUACUGACUGUAUAUAAUAAAAAGAAGCAUCUUGCAUUCAACAAAAGAUGGAUGCAUAUAUGAGACAGAGAUCAUUUAAUUUAAAGCAGUGUGUUUCUUGUCUGUUUUCCACCUAAGUAAUUAAAGGGUAGAAAGGCCUCCAGCGGACGUUUACAGGAGGAGAGUGAGAGGAGUGAGAAUUCCCCCUUAAGGGCCGUUCCUCACGCAGGUCGCA